This is a messenger RNA of Carassius gibelio (silver crucian carp), 7599 nucleotides long. RefSeq names its product rho GTPase-activating protein 32. Gene Ontology annotation, biological process: small GTPase-mediated signal transduction. Gene Ontology annotation, molecular function: protein binding; phosphatidylinositol binding; GTPase activator activity. Lineage: Eukaryota; Metazoa; Chordata; Actinopteri; Cypriniformes; Cyprinidae. Bases 525 to 6464 code for a protein of 1979 amino acids. The transcript has 24 exons. The record is from RefSeq and is a predicted model, not a curated record. Gene Ontology annotation, cellular component: actin cytoskeleton; cell cortex; Golgi apparatus.
AGCACUGCGCGCUCACGGUUUUAAAUGUUGAACCGAAGUCUCCUGUGGCAAGCGGCGACGGGACGCGUGGACAGCAAACCUCUCUUCAUUUAUUCGCUAACAUUAAAAUGGAAGGCAGAUAUGUGACAGAUGUAGUUAUGUAUUCAGUCAUAUUUUUGUAAAGUUCAGUCAGCAACGCCGCGCGAACAGCUGGUUGGUUGUAGCUAGCAGCAAAGCUAGCUCGACAAACACCUUUUCCCACUAGAAGAUUUUUUUUUUUUAAUGAACCUUCAUAAUUUCAUCUCUCUGAAGUGCAGUUCUCUGCAGCACAAUCCUGUUUCUUGUGGACUUUUGCUCUUUCUCGUUUAAAUCUAUUUGAUUUCACGAUGCGACUCUCUGGCACCGGGUUUCUCAUCUGGCUCGUUGCUGCGGUCUUCGUGGAUCACUGAAGAGAGCGGUGCUGAGCCCCACUGACACCCCCAUAUUAAUUUCCUCAACUAUUUACAGUGUUCUACAACCGGCUGCUCCUGCAGUGAUUCAGUAUCAUGGAGGCUGGCAGUGGAGCUGCUGCAGUGGUGGGAAGUGCAGCUCUCGGACUGCUUGGAGCCACAGGAAGUCAUGACAUCUCUGACAGGGGCCUGAGGCCUGGACGACACCCGGAAGAAGACGAUAUCGUGCCAGAGCUUGCCAGGAGCAUCCAUCCCAGAGAGCGACCUGACUGGGAGGAAACCAUCAGUGCAAUGGCACGGAGUGCAGAAAUUCCAGAGCUGAGCUCUGAGCCUCUCAUGCGCUCUUGCAGCAGCACCGCCAGCAUGAAGAUGAAGAACGUUAAAAAGCUUUCAUUCACCAAGGGUCAUUUUCCGAAGUUAGCUGAAUGUGCCCACUUCCACUAUGAAAACGUUGACUUUGGGACAAUACAGUUAACCCUCGCAGAUGAACAGACUGAAGUGACACGGAAUGGCCUGGAGUCAAAAGAGCCUGUGUAUUUGGUUCAGAUCUACUGUCAGGGACGAAGCUGGAUGGUGAGGCGGAGCUAUGAAGAUUUCCGAGUCCUGGAUAAGCAUCUCCAUCUCUGCAUCUAUGACCGCCGCUUUUCACAGCUCCCAGAGCUGCCCCGCUUCGACAGCCUGAGGGAGAGAGCAGAGGCAGCUUCCCAGAUGCUUAUGGCUUACCUGUCCCGUUUCUCAGCGAUCGCUGAUAAUAAGAUCAACUGUGGGCCGGCCCUCACAUGGAUGGAGGUUGACAACAAAGGGAAUCAUCUGCUGGUGCAUGAGGAGUCAUCCAUAAAUGUUCCAGCUAUCGCAGCGGCCCAUGUGAUCAAGCGCUACAUCGCCCAGGCGGCUGAUGAACUGUCAUUUGAGGUGGGGGAUAUUGUUUCUGUAAUAGACAUGCCACCCAAAGAGGACACCACCUGGUGGAGAGGAAAACAUGGUUUCCAGGUUGGCUUCUUUCCCAGUGAGUGUGUGGAGCUGAUAAACGACAAGGUCCCACAGUCUGUUACCAACUCAGUGCCAAAACCAGCAUCCCCCUGCUCUGGUCUGCGGCCGGCCUCCUGGAGUCUGUUCCCACCCUAUUUGGAGAUGGAGAGUGUAAAGCAGGACAGUGCAUGGGCACCCGACCCAUUUAAUCCCUACAGGCUGAACUCAGUGUCCAAGAAACACGGGAAACUGAUCACUUUUCUGCGCACAUUCAUGAAGUCCAGGCCAACCAAGCAGAAGCUGAAGCAAAGAGGUAUCCUCAGGGAGAGGGUGUUUGGCUGUGACCUAGGAGAACAUCUCCUCAACUCCGGCCAUGACGUCCCCCAGGUACUCAAGAGCUGCACCGAGUUCAUUGAGAAGCACGGAGUGGUUGAUGGAAUGUACCGUCUCUCUGGGAUUGCCUCCAACAUUCAGAAGCUGCGGCAUGAAUUUGACUCUGAACAGAUCCCUGAUCUGACAAAAGAUGUUUACAUUCAAGACAUACACUGCGUUGGCUCCCUGUGCAAGCUUUACUUUCGAGAGCUUCCCAACCCACUUCUCACCUACCAGCUGUAUGAAAAAUUCUCGGAGGCUGUGUCAGCAGCCACAGACGAGGAGAGGCUGAUCAAAAUACAUGAUGUCAUUCAGCAGCUGCCGCCCCCACACUAUAGGACUCUUGAGUUUCUUAUGAGGCAUCUUUCACACUUGGCAACCUUCAGCUAUGUAACAAACAUGCAUACGAAGAAUUUGGCCAUCGUUUGGGCCCCCAACUUAUUGAGGUCAAAGCAAAUCGAAUCAGCUUGCUUCAGCGGCACAGCAGCCUUCAUGGAGGUGCGAAUACAGUCUGUUGUGGUGGAGUUUAUUCUCAACCAUGUGGAUGUUCUCUUCAGCCCCAAACUGAGCUCACUCAUACGAGAGGGAACAGGUGAGCAAUAUGGACAGAUUUCAACAUAUUUUAAAUUGCUUGCACUUCUAAAUAUUCAUCACAGAUUUCUUGUCUUUGUAGGACACAACUCUUUGUCUCGGCCUAAAUCUUUGCUGGUACCCUCUCCAUCCACAAAGCUGCUGACACUAGAAGAGGCACAGGCACGUACUCAGGCCCAGAUCAACUCGCCCAUCACUGCAGACAGCAAGUACAUCGAGGUGGGAGAGGGUCCCGCAGCCUUACAGGGAAAAUUCCACACGGUCAUUGAAUUCCCUACUGAGAGGAAAAGACAGCCAAUAAAGUCUAAAAAGUCUCCAGUUGGCAGUUGGCGGUCUUUUUUCAACUUGGGCAAGUCUUCCUCAAUGUCUAAAAGAAAACUACACCGCAAUCCCAGUGAACCAAACGAACUCAAGGCCAUGGCAUUGGCUGGAGGAAGAGGAGACACCGGUACUCUUCGGUCUGCCAAAAGUGAGGAGUCUCUCACCUCUUUACAUAACGUUGAAGGAGAGUCUAAGGUGUACAGGCCACGCAGACCUCGCUCCAGCAGCGAUGCUCUCUCUGCUUCCUUCAAUGGUGGCCUGCUGGAUAGCAGACAACACUGUAACUCAUAUGACAACCUGGGCCAAGGGGACAGUGAUGGGGAUGAUGGACCAAUCUCUGUGCCUGCUCUCAUCUCCCCGCCACGUUCCGCUGACGAUGUGGACCUGAGCCCCCCCGACAUUGGCAUGGCCUCUUUAGACUUUGACCCCAUGUCUUUCCAGUGUAGCCUUCCUCUGGCAGAGACUUCCAUUUUCUCGCUUGACACAGAUGAAAACAGUCUGAAGAGGAGCCCGGGCAGUGCCAGUGGCUCAGAGCCAGUCUCGCCAGUCAGAGCUAAAGUUACGAGUCAUUCUGUGUCUCCAGACCACAGUCCAGCCUUAAAGGAUAGAAAUAAACUGACCCCUGCAUCCUUCUCAGAGAAAGCUCCAGUUCAAUCCCUUGAGAGCAGUGAGAAGUCAGCUGUUGUGACUCCUCUAAGCAUCUCUGAAUCGGCUGCAUCCAUGAUAAGGAAAGCACCAGAGAGCACUGUACUUCAGCCCUCUUCCCCUCCAUCUCCACUCGACUCUCCUGCAAAAUUGAGCUCUCUGUCAAGAUCCACCGAUCUGCCCCUGAGUGAAGCCAUUCAACAAGAGCUUCUUUCUAAAGCUGCUACCUUUGAGAGUAAAGAGAGUAAAGGCAUAUCAAGCAUUGAAUGUUCACAGCCACAACAGGUCACCUGCUCUCAAGAUCAGCCAGGAGCCGUAGCUCUGGACUCGCCAAAGGGCAAUGUCCCUGUCAGCUCUGUGCCCCUCAUACCUCCCCCUCCCCCACCAAAGAACGCUGCCCGCAUGCUUGCUCUAGCUUUAGCUGAAUCUGCCCAGCAGGCCUCUAUUCUCUCUCAGAGGCAAUCCUCUGGACCCCCUACACCAGUGUCCCCCGUUAAGCCACAAGAGUUACUGGAGACCAUGGACUGGCCUCCUCCUCUUUCCUUGCCAUCACAGCCAUCCCUGGAGGAAGCUGCAGUCGAAGCAUCAAAGAGAUCUGCUCCUAUGUCUUCACCACCCUCCACCCCAACUGAGAAGUUAAACUGCUCUGUCAGUCUGCACCUCAACACAGCUGAGAGCGGGAAGCCAUCCAGCAUUUCUUGCAAUAGCCAGGAAGUUAUCUCUCCAGAGACCCCAAGCCACAGUGCUAUGCCUUCUAGUCAACCUAUUCAAGUUUCCCAAACACAAAAAAGCCCAGAAAGGCAGCAGCCAGCUGUGGGCCAGACACCUGUGAGCACAGACAAAACCACUACCACAAUCACCACACCAGCUAUCAGCAGCAAGGAUACUGUCAUUCAGCAACCCAGCUCUGAGAUCCAUAUGACUGAAAUGGUAAUGCCACCAAAACCCAUAAAGAUGCCAGAUCAGCCAGUCGCAAUUCUCCAGCCUCAGCCACAAAUACAGACUCAACCUCAUGCAGCCAUUCGGUCUCAGCCUCAAGUUCAGUCUCAUUCUCAGUCACAAGCACAGCCGCAGUUUCAGCCUAAAUCUCAGCCCAAUGCUAGAGUUGCACCAACCCCUGCAGCACCUCUUGAACCUGUGGAAAAACCAUGGGAAGCCAUAAAGCCUGUCCAUCCAAAAGCAGAUAGUGCUUCUCAACACCAUACUCAGGGAGUGACGCCGCCAACACCCCCAGUUCGUUCUAUUGAAAGUAAAUUAGCAAUGGCUGCUCUCUAUAACACUGAGGCUGCUAACCCCGCCAACUUUCAUACCAUCUUAGAAGCAUCCAUGAAAGGCUCAGUGGAGGAGACUCCCCCGCAAUCUCAUCCAUCUCACCGUAGGGCUUCCACUCAUCAGUCAGGUUACAUUUACCACUCAAAAGGGGAUCCUGCCCUACUGGAGCCCACCACAGAGGCGUAUUACCAUCAGCGGGUAUCCCCUUCAGGUCAGGCUACGAUGGCAUACCAUUACAGACCAGAGAGUGUUCCACCACACGUUUCUUAUGUGUCGAAAUCAGAGCCACAGAUCUCCUAUAGAGGCCACGGUGAUGGCCGAUACAAUACAAUUGGACCUAGGUCCUACCACCAGUCUAUCAAAUCUCGUGGCCCUCUGAGAAAUGAAUACAUUUCUCCAGGCUCACUGCACCACUCCCAUGGCUACAGCCAAGUAGAUGGACCAACCGUGUACCCAACAAUCCGCAGGGUCCACUCCCUACAUGUGCCUCCUACCACUAUCCGCUCAACGCCGGUCACCAGAACCGAGGUUCCACCAGAUGAUGAGUUAUUUUACUACCAGCGCCCAGUCUACCACUGCAAAUCUCACCAACCAGCCUCUCAAGCCGACUACCACGUCACACAGCUACAGCCUUAUUUUGAGAAUGGAAGAGUUCAGUACCGCUAUAGCCCUUACUCUGGCUCUCAUGUUCUGGAUGCCCCUUUCUACGAUGUGGACCAUUACGGUACGAUCCGCUUACGGCAUGUCCAUUCCUUUAGUGGUCGGGAUAGUGCCCCUCUCCCUCGGUCUGCAGCCAAAUCUGGAGCCUACCACUUCCUUUCAAGGCAUUUCAUUCCUUUAAAGGAGCAUGGCUUCGUAAGCAGAGACAUACCACCUUAUGGUGGUUCAAAAGGGAGUGUUUACUUUGCAUGGGAUCCAGACGAAGCAGAGAGGCUUCGCAUACACUCUAUCCGCAGGGAAAGCCGUGCAAGACAAAAGGUGAAGGGUUCUGUUAUGUCUCAGUAUGACAACAUAGGACCCUACAUGCCAAUGGAUAUAGACAUGUUACACAUGCGCAGCAAAUCAGAUUCCGGCAAAACUGUAUUGAUGGCAGCUGAGAGCAAGGAAGCCAGAUAUAAUAUCAAUCCUGGAUCUCAGCAUGCUUCCAGGCACUUGAUCUCCGAACCAGAUGUCCUGAUGUAUAUGGAAACAGAGAAGCACUGUCAAGGAAAUGGGAUGGGGGAUAAGACCACCAAACAAGGCAGCUCCAGGACCUACUCGUCCAUCCAUUCACAUCAAUCGCAACUUCCACCACGAAGCCUGCAGCACUUACCAGAGGGUGGCUAUCAUGACCUGAAGUUUGAACCUGGGGAAAAGCAACCGAGCAGUAAACAUUGGCAUGAACACUCCGAGAGCAGAACCGCCCAACCUCGUUACGAAAGGUCAGAUUUGGAUCGCCACAUAUGCAGGGUUAAAGCCACGAGCAGUGCCAGUGAAGAUGAACAAGCAGUUCCUGUGAAGCCAGCUCCUCCACCCAAGCCAGAGAGAUCCCAUAGCGUUAGAGAGCGACAGCAUUACAACCAAUCCAGUCUUCCCUCACAUCUACCAGACAAUUCAGACCUCAGUGGAUCCUACUCUCAUCAGUCACAGGGACAAAGUCAAAGUAACAUUACUUUUCAGUCACACUAUGACAACCUGGAUGACUACCAUCCGGUACCUCAGUCCCAAACCUCACUAUCAAAUCGGGGUGGUUCCAGCUCCUAUCACAGCCCUGGUUUCUCAACUCCACAUAGUAAUCUUGCAUACUCCACUGCCUUGGGACAGGGCACCUUCAUACAGGCUGAGCUUUCAGUGCGGAGGCCAGAGACAGAGAUUAAUGCGGAGUAAACAGGCAUUUAAUGACAAAUAAGAUUAUUGUAGGUAUCAAUAAUUCACUCCAAGUUUAGCAGCCUCUGCGGGACAGUGGACUGCCUUCUGACUGUUAACAUUCAGUUUUCUUUUUUUCUUUUUUUAUGUACAAAGAAAUGUAAAAGACUUUCUGACUUUUCAUCAGUUGUUUAAACAUUGUGACAUGGAAAUAUAACUUGUUAUAUGCUGUAGAUAUCCUGUGAAUUUGACAAAUGGUACAUGAACCAUAACCAGAUGAGUUAUGUAUAUCUGAGAAGAACUACUGGAUAUAAGGGAUUCGUUUUGUUCUGUUUUAUUGCUUUGAAAAGGUCUGGGACUGGGUAUAAAUGAAGUGUAAAGGUUUGCAUUUUAGAAAUGCAUGUAAACUACAUUUUACAGAACAGUUCUGUGUACCUUGAUAUAUUUGUGUAUUGUGUACUUUCUGGAUGUUACAGUAACAGUGGAAGGGAAGCCCUGUUUAAGUCAUCCUACCUUCAUUUUACACAACUAGGUGGUACAUGAAAUUCUUAAUAUUCUGCCUUAGGUUGGGGGCCCAAAAUGUGCAUCUUUUCCAUUUUGUCCAAACUGUGCCAUUACUAUUAUGUAUGAUACGGUUUCAUCACAAGCAACUGGAUUUCUUUCUUCAUUCGAAAACUUGAACUCUGCUCGGAUUGGCUGCUGUUUGUUGUUGGAGGGACCAAACGAUGUAUGCAGAUUAUGAUGGCAGAAGUAUUCAUUAAGAUAUUGAAGAAUGCCGGAAGGUAAGAGUGCCAGUGUGAAGUGACACAUUUCUUGUCCCCCUUUCAGGGAAUUGUGGUACUGAGAGAGUUUUUGAUACAUUUAGUGAUUAAAAUAUGUUUUCUGACUGAUUUUAGACCAGCACCUUACUUACAUUUUUAUAACGAGCUGCAUUACUAAAUUUCACAAAGAUCCAUAAACUUUAAAUAAGGGGAACCACUUAGACUGGGAAAAAAAUAGUUGGGUGGCUAGUGUGGAAAAAAUACAGGCACCUCGUAUGUAACCUCUGUUUUAUGGGACCAAGCUGAAAUUUUAAUGCAGCAUCUCCAUACUUGCACUCUCCUCAUGAGUACUUGAUCCAUGAAGCAUUAAAGCCUCAAAGCCUAAUUUAAUCAAG